GCAAAGCUGCAGUGACUGAAGGAGUUGUGGAUUUUCUGGAUUUCAAGAACAGUGAAGUAGGAGAUAGCAGAGAGUGUAUAAAAGAACACUAAAAGUUCCUGUAUCUUGUGGCUCCUACCUUACCUCUUUGAACGAAUUCCUCAGAGCUAUCUGCGAGGCUGCCAUCCCGGGAUAUAGUCCUCAAUUGGAAGGAAGACUGAUAAAGAGAAAUAACGGGAUUCAGGUACACCAUUGAGUUCUUUGGGAUGCACAAAAGUGUCUGGCUGGGAAGCUUAUGAAAUAGAAGACAAGACCCUGCCUCAGGAAGAGUACAUGAGAAUAAUUUUAAAGGAACCCAGCAAUAAAUGCAAAACAGUAGCUGUUGGAGGUGAUGGAAAUGUACAGGAACAAUGGGAGAAGCCGGUAACUUAUAGGAAGCCAAGAUGACAAGAAUUUUAAAAAAUAAUCAAAUUGCCCUCCUAGCGGUCUACACCUGAGUUAUAACAGCAGAGGCAGCUGCAGAAGAAAAAAGUUUGCUGUCCUAUGUCACAGCCUAAAAAUCCCUGCAAGAGAUCCCAGCAAGCAGAAGAAGGAAGAAUCUUGUUCAAAAAUGAGGUGAAUUAAUGCUCAAGCACUCAAGAACCCCGGACAGCUACAUGAAGUGUUUAAAAACUGCCCUGACCAUCUCGCCACACAAGUCUGUCAUGAGGCCUGACAGGAUGAGUGCAGCACGGAGGCACAGUGUCCUGCCCUGCAGGAACGGUGACUGCUGACCUGCCGGGAGCAAGCGGGGGGCUGCAUGUUGUCUGCCAGUACAAUGAAGGAAGUGGUUUAUUGGUCACCCAAGAAGGUGGCAGACUGGCUGCAGGAGAAUGCUAUGCCAGAAUACUGUGAGCCUCUGGAACAUUUCACAGGCCGCGACUUGAUCAACCUGACCCAGGAGGAUUUCACAAACCCCCCCCUGUGCCGAGUCUCCUCCGACAGUGGGCAGCGGCUCUUGCACAUGAUAGAGACCCUGAAGAUGGAGCACCACUUGGAAGCACACAAGAAUGGCCACGCCAAUGGGCACCUCUGCAUUGGCACAGACGUCCUCGCCCCCGAUGGCAGCUUCAGCAUCAAGGUCAAACCCAACGGGAUGCCAAAUGGAUAUAGGAAGGAGAUGAUAAAGAUCCCCAUGCCAGAACCAGAGCGCUCCCAGUACCCCAUGGAGUGGGGCAAGACUCUCCUGGCCUUUCUUUAUGCACUUUCCUGCUUUGUUCUCACCACAGUGAUGAUCUCGGUCGUCCACGAACGAGUACCUCCUAAGGAGGUGCAGCCUCCACUACCGGACACGUUUUUUGACCAUUUUAACCGGGUGCAGUGGGCCUUUUCUAUUUGUGAAAUUAAUGGCAUGAUCCUUGUAGGACUCUGGUUAAUUCAGUGGCUGCUCUUAAAAUACAAGUCUAUUAUUAGCAGAAGAUUUUUCUGCAUAGUUGGCACGCUGUACCUGUAUCGGUGUAUUACAAUGUAUGUAACUACACUCCCAGUACCCGGUAUGCAUUUCAACUGCUCUCCGAAGCUUUUCGGAGACUGGGAAGCCCAACUGCGGAGAAUAAUGAAGCUCAUUGCUGGCGGCGGCCUGUCCAUCACGGGCUCCCACAACAUGUGUGGGGACUACCUGUACAGCGGCCACACGGUCAUGCUCACACUCACCUACCUAUUUAUCAAAGAGUAUUCCCCUCGACGACUGUGGUGGUACCACUGGAUCUGCUGGCUUCUCAGCGUGGUUGGAAUCUUCUGUAUCCUCUUGGCGCAUGACCACUACACUGUGGAUGUGGUGGUGGCAUAUUACAUCACCACAAGACUCUUCUGGUGGUACCACACUAUGGCCAAUCAGCAAGUGCUAAAAGAAGCUUCCCAGAUGAACCUCCUGGCAAGAGUGUGGUGGUACAGGCCAUUUCAGUACUUUGAAAGGAACGUCCAAGGAAUUGUACCUCGAUCUUACCAUUGGCCCUUCCCCUGGCCAGUAAUCCACCUCGGUAGGCAAGUUAAAUACAGCCGGUUGGUGAAUGACACAUAACAGCUGUGCACGGUGGGGAAAGAGGAGCUGUCCGAAGUGCUAAGAACUCCAUGAGAAAAGAUGCCAUAAAAUGAACACCUCCCUUAUCCUGUUAUCUUUCAACAGUUACCUUGACUUAACCGAUUGGGUUACCUGGUCAGCACUGUGAUCUUUUUUUCUCUCCAAAGGACCCGCGUUGGACAACAAUAAAGAAAAUUUAACCUGUUGUGCACUGUACACAUUUCCUGUUCAUAGGCUUGGGAUUUACAUAACCUUGCAACCACCGUGUUCCUUUGUAUAUGAUGCAACAGCGUAAAUGUAAGCUUUUAUAUCAUAAGUUCUGGUCUUUCCAGUCACACCUGGAAAUAAAGCGUAUUAUUUUCUUGGGAAAACAUACUUUUCAUAUCUCUUGCCCCAAAGAUUGGGCUGUAAGCCAUUUUCUAGCAAAUGUCUCUAUGAAGGUUUCUAAGUACCUGAAUGGGGUUCGAUUCUGAAAUCUUUCUACCUGUUGCACCGAUAUUCAAAUAAAAAUGACAGACACAGAAAGGUUUGGUAACUUUGGAUUUUGUAAAAAUCAGCAGAGACAGUGUGUCAAAAAGUGCAAAAAAAAAAAAGAUUCUGUUAUAAAGUGAUUUUCUAAGUAUUUCCUAACUUUAUUUUUCAAAAUGAUGUUAUGAAAACCAAAUUUAAAGAUUUUUACAUGUCAGAGAAAAGAGAGUUAAAAUUUAAAAAUGCUUCUUGGGAGAGAAAUUUGUCUAUGUUUCUAGUGCCUUUCUUGUCUUGAUUGUAUGGUCAGUAGGCAAUGUUUUUAUUUAAAAUAAAGUAUUCCAUGAAAAUAUUAAUGUAUGUAUUACUACUAAAUUUUGCAUUAUAGCUAAAUUAAAUCAGAAGACUGCUUAUGGUUUUUAAAUUGCUAUGAAUUAAAGAAUGGGAGAGUUAAUUAGAAAGUCAGAGCCUGUUCCCAUAUUGUGAGCAGGUGGCAAUGACAGGUACCACUUCAAUUAUUUUAUCAUCUAUUUGGUAGUUUGAUUUUAACUAUACAAUGAAAACAGCCAUGAAUACUUUGUUUUUAAAAAGAGAGUUUUGAAAAUGAUCACUUAACUAAAAAUUGAAAGCUAUAAAUUAGUUAUCCAUACUCUCAUGGCAAUUUUGUUGGUAAACAACAAAGAAGAGAUCUAUUUCUUUAAAAUAUAUUUGUGCAGGAACUGCAUGUAACUCUUAAGUUUUACUCCUAACAUGAGUAUGUUUGGGGAAGUAUUCUAUUCUAUACUUGCCAAUGUGGAGAACAAAAUAGUUUUUUAAGAAUGAAGAAGUAUAUAUAUCCAUUCUGUAUUUUACGUGCAGCAGAAUUAUCUUCCGUAGGGUUUUUUUUGUGUAUUCACAAGGUAAUAUUUGUAUUGUAAAACAAUAAUGGUGAAGGAAAUAAAAAGGCUUUUAAAAUUUUGUUUGUUUUAAAUCUUUGUAAAGU
Kogia breviceps (pygmy sperm whale) is the source of this 3485-nucleotide messenger RNA. It is a transcript of the gene SGMS1, whose product is annotated as sphingomyelin synthase 1. Gene Ontology annotation, biological process: ceramide biosynthetic process; sphingomyelin biosynthetic process. Gene Ontology annotation, cellular component: Golgi membrane; endoplasmic reticulum membrane; plasma membrane. The record is from RefSeq and is a predicted model, not a curated record. Gene Ontology annotation, molecular function: sphingomyelin synthase activity; ceramide cholinephosphotransferase activity; protein binding. Lineage: Eukaryota; Metazoa; Chordata; Mammalia; Artiodactyla; Physeteridae.